Zophobas morio is the source of this 735-nucleotide messenger RNA. RefSeq lists its product as uncharacterized. The transcript is spliced from 2 exons. NCBI's taxonomy places the organism in Eukaryota, Metazoa, Arthropoda, Insecta, Coleoptera, Tenebrionidae. The record is from RefSeq and is a predicted model, not a curated record. Bases 214 to 735 code for a protein of 173 amino acids.
GCUCGUUGUCGGCGGCGUCGCCUAGGCCCGGGCCCGCAGCCCACAGAUGGACCGGCGUUCCUUUGGAUUUCCAUACCGGGAUCCUCGCUUAUUAGCCUAUCGGCUGGAUCGGGAAUUUCCUGCCCUUCAUCUAAGGACGUAGCUCGUGAAUUUCAACCUUCCAUCGAUAAUCUCGGAGGAAAAAUUUCAACUGUGUACAAAACAACAGGGGACAUGGUUGGAUCGACGCGAAACCUAAUUCGCGACAAUAUAGCAAGUGCCAAAAACCUCACUAAUCAAAAAUUUUGGCAGACGAGAAAUCUCCUCAGUGGGGCUAAACUAGAGGCAGCUAAAGCAUCCCACUUGAUAAAAGCGUGCAUCAUGGACCAAAAUCUACAAUUCGCUAAAAUACAGCGCGCCAAUUUCGUCCCUUGUCGAGGCAAUUUUUCUUCACUGGUCGAACUAAGAAAACAAAUUCUUCAACUUAAACAAGUCACUGUAAACCUAGUACCUGGUUGCAUCCAUUUAAACCCUCUGGAAAGUGAAAUGGAAAACCUCCGCUUGUGUCUCAGUACAAAAAUAAUAGAUCUACAAACGCAGCUACUCUUACUAGAACAAAAAUUCGCAGACAAUGUGAAGAACGUGGUAAAUUUAUCCACCAAUUGUGUCACGAGGGAAACAGGAGAUGUCCACACUAAACUCGGUGCGGUCGAAGGCGCCGUGAAAAAUUGCAAAAACACCCAACGACUCCACUGA